CUUUUCUUCAGGCUGAUUUGGUGGGGUCGCUACUCUCCAAGUUUAACCUCUGCCUGCAGAUCCCUCUGCAGAAAAAAAAUUCAAAAAAAUUACGUUUCUGUCCUGGCUAGAAAAAGAGGUUGAUCAUAAUCAAUACUUUCUAAAUUAGAAUUUGCCAUUGACCAGUGCAGAAUUGAAUUAUCAUAAUCAUUAGAUUCAUUACUUUCUCUAAUUCAGAACUUGCAAUAGAACACUGCAGAACGAGAGAUGGAUCGAAUGAGGCCGGUGCAUGUUAGGCAGAGGAGCUCUUCUAGUGCAUCGGGGGCUCCAACUUCUCCGCUGAUGUCGCCCAUGCACCGCCAUGCAUGGUCGGGAUCGGCAAGCGGGGUGAAUGCGAGGAAAAACCAGAACAAUGCGGCGAAAGCCGCCGCCCAAAGGCUCGCGCAUGUGAUGGCGCAUCAGCCCGCCGAUGACGACGACGGCGACGACGACCUCUCCUAUGAUUACAGCCCUGCAAAUGCCGGUGGCAGCAUUGGGCUCGCUUCUGGGAGGGGAAUGCGCUCUCGCUCUCCGAUGCAAGUUCGUACCUCCAUAGAACAACCUCCAUCUGCACGUUCAACGUCUGGUGGGAGAUCAACUGCAGCUGUCAACUGUGUGGAACAACCUUCAUCCGCUCGGUCUACCACCACUAGCCGAUUAUCUCAGUCCACUAGCUCCAUAGAACAACCUCCUUCAGCUCGUUCAGCUGGUCGUUCAUAUCAAUCUAUCAAUUCCCUAGAGCAAACUCCGUCUGUGCGCUCUACCCCAGUAAACCGUUCAUAUCUAGGAGUCAAGACAGUUCCAAUGGUACCACCUAGUGUACCUCUGUCACUUAGGCCAGCUGCUUCUGCAGUUCCUGGGGAGAUUCUUGGCGAUAAUCGAAGAGAUAAAAGAUUCUCACUAGAUUUGGGGAAUUCGAGAGAAGCUGGCAAUCAGCAUUCUGCUUCUGCUCUUCAAGAUGAGCUUGAUAUGCUGCAGGAAGAAAAUGAGAGUCUACUCGAAAAGCUACGACUUGCAGAGGAAAGGUACGAGGAAUCAGAAGUGAGAGCAAAGCAGCUUGAGAAGCAGGUUGCUACUCUUGGAGAAGGUGUAUCCUUAGAAGCACGCCUCUUAAGCAGAAAGGAGGCAGCACUGCAGCAAAGGGAGGCUGCUCUUAGAGCUGUGGAAAAAACUCAUGGUGGUAGAGGUAAAGAUAUUACGGCCCUUCAGAUGGAAGCAGAGUCUGCUCGAGAUGAGGCAACAUCUGCUUUGGAGCAGCUUCAUGAAGCUGAAUGUGAAAUCAAAUCGUUGAAGUCAGUGACCCAAAGACUGGUGCUGACUCAGGAAGAGAUGGAAGAAGUUGUUCUGAAGAGGUGCUGGCUUGCUCGGUAUUGGAGUUUGUGUGUACGGCAUGGUAUUCAUGCAGACAUAGCCAAAGCAAAAUAUGAGUAUUGGUCAUCCUUUGCUCCUCUUCCUAUUGAAGUUGUAUUGGCUGCUGGGCAGAGAGCAAAAGAGGAAAACUCAUCAGUGAAUACAGAUAUAGAGGAGAGAGAAAAAGUUACACAGGACUUUAAUGAACUUUCUGGAGAGGGGAACAUUGAGAGCAUGCUUUUAGUUGAGAAAGGUCUGAGGGAAUUGAUCUCACUAAAGGUUGAGGAUGCUGUCGUACUUGCAAUGGCACAACAGAGACGCCCCAAUGCUCUGAAAUCUGAUGACUUAAAACUUCCAAUUGAGGGGCACCAAGAAGCUUUUGAAUUGAGCCAAGAGGAGUCUGAAGAUGUGCUUUUUAAGCAGGCUUGGCUUACAUAUUUCUGGAGAAGAGCAAAGAACCAUGGGUUGGAAAAGGACAUUUCGGAAGAGCGUUUGCAGUUCUGGAUCAAUCACGUUACACAGUCACCCACCUCACACGAUGCAGUUGACGUUGCACGAGGCCUUACAGAGCUCAGGAAAUUAGGAAUUGAAACCCAGUUGUGGGAAGAAUCUCGCAAAUGGAUUGAGCAAGAGAGUCCCAUCAAUUCUGGAAUACAUAUUGAUUCCGACUUUUGAUAUUUUGUUUAUAAUUUGCCUGGUUUACUUAUUAAUAUUUUGGAAUAUCUCCUGUUCUAAAUUUACUCCUGUGGAGCCUUUGUCAGGCUGCUUCUCGCAAGUUAAAUGGCAAUGCCUAUUCUAAUGUAUUUAUGAUUCACUCACUUUUAAAGUUUGGGCAUAAUUCUCCUGCUUGAAUCCCUCCAACUUUUUUUGCCACAUUUUGAUGCACGACUUUUGAUUUGUUAAGGAAUCCAAUCUUUGGCAAGUUUGAACCA
This is a messenger RNA of Malania oleifera, 2300 nucleotides long. RefSeq names its product coiled-coil domain-containing protein SCD2-like. The coding region runs from base 247 to 2043 and encodes 598 amino acids. Gene Ontology annotation, biological process: cytokinesis by cell plate formation. Lineage: Eukaryota; Viridiplantae; Streptophyta; Magnoliopsida; Santalales; Ximeniaceae. The record is from RefSeq and is a predicted model, not a curated record. The transcript is spliced from 18 exons.